This is a messenger RNA of Bolinopsis microptera, 1425 nucleotides long. Its product is annotated as caldesmon-like. The coding region runs from base 1 to 1425 and encodes 474 amino acids. Lineage: Eukaryota; Metazoa; Ctenophora; Tentaculata; Lobata; Bolinopsidae. The transcript is spliced from 4 exons. The record is from RefSeq and is a predicted model, not a curated record.
AUGUCCGAAAGUUGGUUUGCACAAAAAGACGACCCAAAAGAGGCUGUUAAAGAGGUUGACAGAGUAGAAGUAAAUGAGCCAUUACCAGAUGAAGAUCUAAAACCUAAACGUAGUGGAUUCAAUUUGUUUAGAGCAAAAGCAAAAUCACCCGACCCAGCAAAAAAAGGAGGAUUUAGUCUCUUCAGGAAAAAAUCCCCACCACCCAUACCAGAUGAAGAAGAAUACGCAGAAAACGAUCCAGAAACUUCUAAAAAGGGAGGGUUCAGUUUAUUCGGGCGGAAAUCUGACGAGGAAGACUUUGAGGAAAAUGUAGACGAAUGUGAAGAAGUGCUCGAAGAUGGGGUAGAAGAGGAAUGUGAAGAAGAAGAAGAAAGUGGGUCAAACUUUGAGGACUCGAUGAGAAAUGUUUUGCGAAAGGUGGGAGUGGAAGUGGAAGAUGAAGAUGAUUGGAAGCAAAUGGUUAUAAAAACAAGGCUCACUCUCAAAGAAUUUAAAGAUUCUCUGAUUGGAAAUGAGGGAACGAAGGAGGAAAGAACCAAGAGGCUGAUAGUGGUGGUUAACGAUGAUAACGUCGUGGAAUUACAGUUCAGAUUGGACUUUUCUCACUACACACCACCAAACCUAGAUAUUGAAGAUGAGGAUGAAAUCGAGAUCAAGCCAGACUUGGCCAUUACAAAAGCACAGAAGUUAAACAAGAAACGCUUGAAACGUCUUGAAGAGAAACAAUUGAUAAAAGCACAAGAAGAAAAGGCGAGGGAGGCAGAAGAGGCUAAGGCUGAAGAAGAAGCUAAAGCAGAAGAAGAGGCAAAAGCAAAAGAAGAAGCCGCGAAAGCUGAAGAGACAGGAGAGGAUGCGAGUGACGUGUUUGAGGACAAAGAUUCAGAAGAAGACACUUUGAAUGCCACUCAAGAAGAAGAUGGGGAGGUAGAGGACGGAGAGGAGGAAGAAGACACAAGGAGCCUUCUCGGUAAAAUCGAGGACCAGACUGGAAUCAGAAUAAUCAUAAAAACUGAUGGUCUAGAAAAAAGAUUGAACAAAGAAAUAUUUGUGCCCCUCCAAGAAUACAAAGAAAUUUUCUUUGGACCAGAUCUUACCGAAGAAGAAAAGGCAGAACUCGAAAAGAUGGCUAGCGACGAAAAAGAAUUUUACAUUCAUCUAAAACUCCUGUUCAGAAAGAAAACAUGGGAAGAAAAAGAAGCAGAACGAAUAGCCGCAGAGGAAGAAGCAAAACGAAAAGCGAUGGAAGAAGCAGGAAAUACAGAGGAGGCAGAUGAAGAUAUAGUACUGGAAGAGGCGGACGAAAAGAAGAGGGAUAAGAGGAAGGAGUUAGAAGAGAAACAAGACCAGGAGGGACAAUCUGGGACUGAGGGCGACAGUGAAGCUACUAGUAUAAUAAUAGACUAUGACAAUGUUCAAAUCUCCUAG